Molecule: messenger RNA, 1401 nt
Organism: Sporisorium graminicola
Lineage: Eukaryota; Fungi; Basidiomycota; Ustilaginomycetes; Ustilaginales; Ustilaginaceae
Exons: 1
Coding region: 1-1401 (466 amino acids)
Biological process (GO): actin filament polymerization
Cellular component (GO): cytoplasm; actin filament
Molecular function (GO): actin binding; microtubule binding
Source: RefSeq, a predicted model, not a curated record
AUGCAGAGCCUUUCGGUCCCGAUUCUGAUUCCACCCUUCCUGCCCUUCAACUCUCCCGACAUGUCGUCGUCUCCCCCGCCCUCUCAGUAUGAACUUACCGAUCAUGUGGAUCUCGAGAAAGAGCCACUUAUCCAGAAGCCGCACGAUGCUGUUAGCAUCGUGAAUAUCCCAACCAAAAGCGGCGCCUUCAACGAAGAUCACCUUGAGCUUCGUGUUGGUCAGGAGCGCCAAUUGCGCCGCAGCUCCAGAGGUACUCGCGUCCUAUCGCGAGGUCUCAAAGGCAUCGCCAUCUUCCUCGUUGCCUUCUUGUCUGCCAACGGCUUCUGGGCUCUCUUCCGCCCUGACCUCUACGGUCACAAUGGUCUUAUUUCGUUGACUGGCUGGACUGAGGCUCACCACCACCGCCACCAUCACCACCACCAUGGUCCUCCAGGUCAUGGCCCGCAUGGCUUUCCUGGUUCGCCUCCUCCUGGUCCUCCGCCACAUGGCCCACCUGGUCGCGGCCCUCCCGGUCAUGACCAUCCCUUCCCUCCUCCUCCGCCCCCUCACGGUCCUCCUAGUCAUGAUCAUCCUUACCCUCCCCCUCCUCCGCCACCUCCUCACUGGCCUGGCGGUCCUCCACCGCCUCCGCCGCCUCCUGGUCCCCCUGGUCAUGAUCAUCCACAUCCUCCUCCGCCUCCUGGCCCACCUGGACGUGGUCCACCUGGUCGUGGUCCACCUGGUCGUGGUCCACCUGGUCGUGAUCAUCCCUUCCCACCUCCUCCUCCUGGACCACCUGGUCGUGGUCCGCCUGGUCACGACCACCCACACCCUCCACCGCCGCCGCCGCCUCCUCGCGGAGGCCCUGGCAAGGUGCACAAUUGCUUCGACCUAGUGCCUGGCAAGACACUGGAAAUUCAAAUUCCGCUCAGAUGGUUUGGCCAGGGUGUAGAGGUUGCCCCCUCCCUCGCCGGCUCGAGCGUCACCUUUGUGUGGGAUGGCGAGGUCGGCCCACCCGCGCCUCCCCACCGUGGUCCUCGUCCUCCUGGACCGCCCCACCCGCCUCAUCCUCCGCAUGAGAGGGAGGUGCAGGAGGAAGUGGGGUCUGACGAAAAGGACACAGAGCGAAGCUCGGAAAAGCCCAAGAAGCCUAAGAAGGACCGCGGCAAAGUGCUGUUCAAGGUUGAGGUUCCCCCCGAGGCCGACUGGAAGGAUGCCAACGUCUCGUCCCGCGAGCUCAAGCUGUGCUCGGUGCUCCGACCCGACGCCGUGGGCAUCCACGUCUUCAACGCCAGCGGCAUCCCUCCCAGCCAUGCCCGCAUCCAGCCCGGCUUCAAGCGCGUCGCACCGGGCUUCAACACCACCGUUUACCUCCCCAGCUACUACGCUCGUGCUCCCAUCCGCACAGGCCACCUUCCCUGA